Molecule: messenger RNA, 4152 nt
Organism: Scleropages formosus (Asian bonytongue)
Lineage: Eukaryota; Metazoa; Chordata; Actinopteri; Osteoglossiformes; Osteoglossidae
Product: plexin-B2-like
Exons: 31
Coding region: 17-3721 (1234 amino acids)
Biological process (GO): regulation of GTPase activity; negative regulation of cell adhesion; regulation of cell migration
Cellular component (GO): plasma membrane; semaphorin receptor complex
Molecular function (GO): semaphorin receptor activity
Source: RefSeq, a predicted model, not a curated record
UCUGAGCUGCAAGAAGAUGCAGAAGGUUGACAUCAACGUGGCUUCUCUCCCCAGCAUUGGAGGGGAUGACAGUCUGAAAUGCAUUUUUGGCAAUUUUGAAAGUGAAGCGAAAAUGGGCGACUCAAAGGUCACUUGUGAUCUGCCGAAAGUCACCGAGAUUCCUGUCACUCCCAAAAAUAAAGAUUUCGUCCAAGUGGCCGCGAAGAUCUUUGUGAAUGACGAGGUGGAGUUGGCGUCCAGCUACUUCACCUUUUAUAACUGCAGCGCAGCCGCGAGGCAGGCGGAGAACACACCGUGCAUGUCGUGUGUGGACAGCAAGUGGAGCUGCCAGUGGAACACUCAGGAAUUCAUCUGCGAUGACAGCGAUGACUCCGUGGGUGAUCACAUUAUCAAACAUAAAGAAGGAGGUAAGUGCCCAGUAUUUGAGAAUCCGACUCCGUCUCUCAUUCCUGUGGGUUACGAAACCUCCAUCGAGUUCACUGGAAAAAACCUCCGUGUUUAUGAGGGCAGAGAAUUCAAGAUUGGCACCGAGCUGAUGGUGCCCACUGAGGAAAUGGUCACUAUAAAAGAUUCAAACUACAGUUUAAAGGGAUGCAAGUUUGCCUAUGACGAAGCGCGAACAGUUGACGUGCUCUUCUACAUCAAGGACAGAAAGACACAUAAGAAGAUUGACAGCAAACUAAACGUGACGCUAUACAACUGUGCUGUGGGCCGUGAGGACUGCAGCCUGUGCAAGAGUGCAGACCCCAUGUACAGUUGUGUGUGGUGCGAUAAAACCAAGUCCUCCGAGUAUCGGAAAAGAUGUCCGAGUGGUGAGCGGAGGAGGGACUGUCCCAACCCUGAAAUCACUGAUAUCAUACCUCAGUAUGGGCCUCUGAAAGGGGGGAUUUCAGUAACCAUCAAAGGCUCCAACCUGGGUAUCGUGAAAGAGGACAUAGAGAGCAUCAGAGUGGCCGGAGAGCCCUGCGUGCACCAGGAAGAGAAGUACUUCGUGUCCACCAGCGUGGUGUGUGAGAUCGGUGGAGUCCAACAGAAACAGUCAGGGGUUGUGGAGGUGAAGGUGAAAGGAGGGAAAAGCGGGACGUCGAGUGUCAUGUUCACAUACAGGGAUCCCAGACCCGAAAGGGUCCAGCCUAACCGAGGCCCACGGGCGGGAGGAACUCUUAUCACAAUAACAGGAACGGAUCUGGAAACCGGUACCAAGGAUGACGUCAGCAUCACUGUCGGCGGGGUGGUGUGUAUCGUGGAGACAUUCCAGAAAAAUAUAACCUGCAAAACCGGAGAGUACACGGUACAGAAGGUCCCCUCUGAUAACCUGACAGUGACAGUGAAGUACGGGAAGCACACCACGAAAGAUGUGCCUACGCCGUUCAGGUUCUUUGAGAAUCCUAAACUGGAUCACCACUAUCCAGACACAAGUUUUGUAUGUGAGGGGCGGAUCAUUUUUAUCGUCGGCACCGGGUUUGACCUCGUCCAGAACACUGCCGUGAAAGUGAUGCCCUCCAGCGAGCAGUCAGGCGUCACCAGUCCACUGAAGGUAAAAGGCGAAAAUGACACAGUAAUGCAGUUCUCCUCCCCGACGGUGAACGUGACCGAUGGGAUAGCAUCUCUCAGGACCUACAUCGUCAUGGACAACAUUGAGCUUGAGCUCAAGCCUUUUGACUACCACCCGGAUCCUACGUUUGAAGAGAACCAAAAAAGGAUUGUUUCAGAGAACAGCAUCAUAUCUGUAACUGGUAAAGGUUUCGCCAAAGCAAUGACAGCCCAAGAAGCAGAAGCCUUUGUGGGAGACGUCUCUUGUGGGGUCAGCAUCUUACAGGAUGACAUGCUCUUCCUGGACUGGACCCAACCAACAUCUUGCUUUAAGAGGCCCAAGAGAGACACAAAGUCAGAUUUGCUGGAACUUAAGAUUAAGUUCGGCCAUGGGCAGUGGAUUGUAGGCUCAGUGGAGUAUGAAAAGAAGACUGAGGCAUCCUGGACAUCUCCCCUGGACAUCAUAAUUCCUGCAGUGAUUGCCCCGAUGGUGGGGAUCACCAUAAUCAUAAUCAUAGCCUCAGUGUGCUGCUACAGGAAGCAAGCUGAGAGAGAAUAUGAGAAACUGAGGCAGCAGCUCGAGAACCUGGAGGGGAGCGUUCGUGACCGCUGCAAGAAGGAGUUCACAGAGCUCAUGAUUGAAAUGGAGGACCACACUGCUGACCUCAGUGAACCCUGUAUCCCCUUCCUGGACUACAAGACCUACACAGACCGCGUUUUCUUCCUGCCUUUCAAGGACAGCGCCAGUGACGUGAUGAUCACUGGCAAGCUGGACAUUCCUGAGGCGAGGAGGGCCACAGUGACGCAGGCCCUCAACCAGUUCCUCAACCUGCUGAAUAGCAAGCCUUUCCUUCUCAGUUUCAUCCACACCUUAGAGGGGCAUCCUGACUUCAAUGCCCAGUCAAAGGGCUACUUUGCCUCCCUGCUGACGGUGGCGCUUCACGGCAAGUUGGACUACUACACAGACAUCAUGAGGACACUCCUGUUAGAACUCAUGGAACAAUAUGCCCGGAGCAAGAACCCCAAGCUCAUGCUGCACAGGUCGGAGACAGUGGUGGAGAAAAUGCUGUGCAACUGGAUGUCUAUCUGUCUCUAUCAGUUCUUGAAGGACUCGGCAGGAGAGCCUUUGUACAAGCUGUUCAAAGCCGUCAAACACCAAGUGGAGAAAGGCCCAGUGGAUGCUGUCAUGAAAAAGGCCAAGUACACGCUGAAUGACACUGACCUGCUGGGGGACGACGUGGAGUACUGUACGCUGACUCUGCAGGUCCUCGUUCACGGGGAAGGGCCAGGUGUCACUUUGGUCAAGGUACUCAACUGUGACACCAUCUCCCAAGUGACGGAGAAGAUCCUUGAGCAAGUGUACAAAAAUGUGCCCUAUUCUCAGAGGCCCAAGGUGGAAAGCGUCACUCUCGAAUCUGCUGGGCAGAUUCUGUCGGACCUUGACUUGACAUCGCAAAAGGAGGGCAGAUGGAAGCGCAUGAACACUUUGGCCCACUAUGACGUGCGAGACAACGCCAUUCUCGUCCUGUCUAGGGUCCUGCAUCCUCUGCAGUCUUAUGACCAGCACCAGGACAGUCAUGAAGAGAGAAAUGCUCUGCUUGAAGAGGACAAGGUGUUCCACCUGGUGCGGCCAGCAGAGGAGGUGGAUGAGGUCAAAUCCAAGAGGGGCAACAUGAAGGACAAGUCGAUGACCAAAGCCAUCACAGAGCUUUAUUUGAUGCGGUUGCUGUCUGUCAAGGGCACUCUACAACAGUUUGUGGACGACUUCUUCCGCAGUGUCCUCUGUUCAUCCGUUGGGCCCCCAGCAGUCAAGUACUUUUUUGACUUCCUGGACGAACAGGCACAGAAGCACGACAACGUGGAUGACCAGACCAUUGACAUCUGGAAGACCAGCAGCUUGCCUUUGAGGUUCUGGGUGAACAUCCUGAGGAACCCCCACUUCAUCUUCGACAUUCACGUGAACGAAGUGGUGGACGCCUCCUUGUUUGUUAUUGUCCAGACCUUCAUGGAUGCCUGCACCAAGAGCGAGCGCAAGUUGAGCAGGGAUUCCCCGAAUCACAAAUUACUCUAUGCAAAGGAAAUCUCCACAUACAAGAAGAUGGUGGAGGAUUACUACAAGGGCAUCAGGGAGAUGGUGCCCGUCAGCAACCAGCAUAUGAACACCCACUUAGCGAAGGUGUCACGGUGAGGAGCCAGAAGAUCUUACCUUCAAAGGGGGUGUAGAUAUGGCUGCUUCGGAUGCGCUGUCCCCUCCAGGUGGCGUCCACUCCCAGUACUCUACCUUGUGUAACAGUUAAUAUGCUUACAUAAAACUUCGUUCACCAAAGAGAAUGCCAACACCUGUUGAGUGGAUGCCACCCACACUCCAGUAUGAUCUACCUUUCCUCCAACCCGAAGAGAAAAUGGCCACAUCCCGCUGAUCUCGAAGGUGGACUUCCUGUAAAAAACAUAACUGCAAGGCAGAGGCUGCCAGCCUGUCAAACAUCGCUGCUCUUUUCAAAACAUUCUUCAGUCCUCUGACAUUUAAGGUUAAAAUUUUAAAAUCAGCCAUAAAAGGGAGCAAAUUAGCAAAUGUUAUUGUUGCAAUCCAGAUAUGAUUUCUUUAGUAGGGGCCUAAUA